Messenger RNA from Cotesia glomerata, 1701 nucleotides. Its product is annotated as polymerase delta-interacting protein 3-like. The record is from RefSeq and is a predicted model, not a curated record. Lineage: Eukaryota; Metazoa; Arthropoda; Insecta; Hymenoptera; Braconidae. Gene Ontology annotation, molecular function: mRNA binding. The transcript is spliced from 4 exons. The coding region runs from base 247 to 1584 and encodes 445 amino acids. Gene Ontology annotation, biological process: mRNA export from nucleus. Gene Ontology annotation, cellular component: nucleus.
UCAGACCGCCAGCAGAAACUUAUAAAAUAAUUUAAUCAUUGAUUAUAUGGUUUUAAUCAAUCCUCCGCCUUGCAAACUUUCAAUUAAACUAGUGUUUGUGCAAACUCCAUUUUAAUAAACUUUAAUUAACAGUUUCAAUGUUACCAUAAAGAAUUUAAUAAAAAUUACCGCGUGAAAAUAAUAAAAAAUUAAUUAACAACAGUUGACCGCCUGUCAACAGCCUUAUAUCAAGUAAGCGUAAAUAAUAUGGCCGAUAUGGCUCUCGAUGAUAUUAUUAAAAAGAAAAAAUCACCACGAGCUCCUAUUAAGUCUAAUCGUGGCGUACACAAUGGCCCGGCAAGAGGUCGUCAAAGACCGAACAUUCCCGUGAGCACCCGACCAAAACGUCCUGAGGUAGUGACAGACGCCAGAAUGAAGAUAAUUCAGAAGAAUCGCGCGAAGCUGACAGACGCGAGAGAUAAAUUGGCAGAAAUUGCCAAGCAAUCGGACGCGAGGUUGAAGUUAGAGAAAUUGCGCUCCGGUUUUAAGAAACCCGGCAAUUCUUUUGGGACUAUUUCAAGGAAGUCGGGGAGAAAUGGUAAGUUGCAGCUGAGUACUAAUAAAAUUCCGCCGCUGUUGGGGAACUUGGCUCCGUACCCCUUGUCUGGAGCUGGACCUGGUCCUGAACAUGGGGCUAGGCAUGUCAUUCCGAUGAACCAUCUUGGGGGACAACCGAUGCCGGUUGGUGGUGGCAGGACUGUUAAUUAUCGCCCGCCUGUGGAUUAUCCGGAGGAGCCGGUGUAUCAGGAUGACUAUUCUAUGGAUCUCCAGGUUCCUCUAAGAAGAACAGUCAGCAACGAGUACGCAGCCCCACCUCCACCGCCGCCACUCUUCGGAACGAAGAAUAAUCCAUCAUACGUGAACAACUGGUCGAACAAAAACAGCGUAAACACUUCAAGACUGGCCUCGUCGAGGCCAGUCAGCAGGUCUGUGCGCAAAACCGCGGAGCUAGACCGCCCUAGACAGCUAAAAGUAGUAGCCCGCGCGCCGCAAUCUCUGCCGAGGCUAGAACCCGCUUACCACGACGAUGACUGGAGCUUCGAGAGCAAGUCCCGGACAAUAAUCGACGAAGAUGACCUGGAGGAUGACGACAAGUACUACAGGAGCUCCAGGCAGCCGGGAGUUAAGUCCAGGCUGGACAGCAUGAAGUCCAGGCCAGAGAUAAACUCUCGCAGCAAGAGCUCCUCGACUACUGGGUACAGGAUCGUGGUCAGCAACCUCCAGGCCAAUGUCACGCAGGAGGACAUCAAGGAACUCUUCGAGGAUGUCGGGGAGCUCCUCGUCUCGAGGUUAGUUCGACCUGGCACCGCUGAGGUCAUCUACAAGACCUUGAAGGAUGCUACCAAGGCGGUGGAGACUUACCACAACCGCCAGCUUGAUGGUCAUCCUAUGAAGUGCCUGCUGGUGAAUCCUAGGCCGAAGAACAAUCCAACUGCUCCUGCUGUACGACCUCUUUCUGAAUCAAGAAGAUCAGGAAGUACUAGCUACGUACAACCAAGUCUCGGCGCGGUGCAUCGCGCCCUUUUUGACGACUGCCAUAAUUAAAUUUCCAAAUAAGUUAUUAACUCGGAAGCCUCCAAUCAAGGGUACAUUUUUUUACAUAAACGUUGUAAUAAAUUUAUUUACUAAAAUUGUGUGUUGAAUAAACUUCUUGUUCAUUUA